Messenger RNA from Acaulospora colombiana, 1278 nucleotides. The record is from the annotation of a GenBank genome assembly. NCBI's taxonomy places the organism in Eukaryota, Fungi, Glomeromycota, Glomeromycetes, Diversisporales, Acaulosporaceae.
AUGAAUGUCACCGAGAUCACCACGAGCUCUUCGUCCGCCAACGAAGCUGCUGAAGUAGAAGAUCUCACCUCGCAACUUGCCGAUCUUGAUACUACCGAAUCGAAGAAUAACUUUUUGCUAGAAACGAAUAGCGAGGUUAAUAUCGUAAGAAUUCACGAAGACGAGCCUUUACUCUCUGUGAAGAAAUUUGAGGAAUUGAAUUUGGAUCCUAACCUGUUAAAGGGCAUCUACGAAAUGGGCUUCACCGCACCUUCAAAAAUCCAAGCGAAAGCAUUGCCUUUGCUCAUCAAGUCUCCAGAACUGGCUCGUCAAAUUAUGGUGGAAGUCAAGAAAAUGGCAAAAUACACAUCGGUAACAACCGCCGAAGCCAUCCGGGAUUCCAACACGAACACGAGGAUUGGAAAGAGUAGGAAUGAAAUGUUUAAGGAAGCUCAACUCAUUGUUGGCACCCCGGGCACGGUUUAUGAUUUGAUCAAGAGACGCUAUCUCGAUCAGAGGCACAUGAAGAUCUUUGUUUUGGACGAAGCCGACAACAUGCUGGAUCAACAGGGAUUGGGCGAUCAAAGCAUAAAGAUAAAAAACAUGAUGCCCCGUGAUUGUCAGAUCGUCCUUUUUUCGGCCACGUAUAAGGAACCGGUACGAGCUUUCGCCGGGAGAUUCGCGCCCAACGCAAAUGAAUUUAGUCUGAGAGUGGAGGAAUUGUCGGUAAAGGGUAUCAAGCAAUUCUACAUGGAUUGUAAAGAUGAAGAACACAAAUUGGAGGUGUUGAAUGAACUAUAUUCCCUGAUGACAAUCGGAAAAAGUAUUAUUUUCGUUGAGAAACGAGCUUCCGCCGAUAGGAUCGCCAAAUGUAUGACAGAUAUUGGUCACAAAGUUAUCAAUCUCCACGGUGGCCUUUCAACAACCGAACGCGACGAGGUGAUGGACGGAUUUCGCAAAGGCAGCGCUAAAGUAUUGAUCGCCACGAAUGUGCUCUCGCGUGGUAUCGAUGUUAUGGAGGUUAACCUUGUGAUCAACUUCGAUAUCCCCCUCAAAAAGGAUGUAAGAGGGAGAAGCGAGCCCGACUACGAGACGUAUCUACAUCGCAUAGGGCGUACGGGUCGAUUCGGCCGUGAGGGCAUCGCCAUUAACUUGGUUUCGGAUAAGAUUAGCUGGGAGAUUCUCAAGGACAUCGCGCUCUAUUACGAGCGAGAGAUUGCCAAAAUUGAGAUAGAUGACUGGGAUGCGGUCACAAAAUUCUUGCGUAAAGAAUUUAGCUCGAUAAAUAAAAGUUCUUAA